GCCACAGUCUGUCCGUAGUGGACAGUGAGCGAGUGAGCUGUGAGCGAGCGGGUGCGCGCCACAAACGGACACGAAAAGCGAGCGAAAGAGAAAAAAACGAGGGAGAGGGAGCGAAGGAACGAGAGCGGAACGACUUCUGCUGUUGCCUUUUCGUACAUUCACAGUGAAUUCAACUCGCUCUCAACAUUGUGAGCUGUCCGUCAGCACGACCUGCUGCAAAAUGAUCGGAAAACUCAUCUUUCUCAUCGGAUUGCUUAUCCGCAGUACUGAAGCUGUCCUUCAAGUGUCCAUCUCGCUGAGCAAGGUUGAGCUGAGCGUGGGGGAGUCCAAAUUCUUCACAUGUACAGCCAUCGGAGAGCCGAUCAGCCUGGACUGGUACAACCCGCAGGGCGAGCGCAUGGUGCCAUCGCAGCGGGUGGCGCUGCACACGGAGGGCGUGCGCUCCAGGCUCACGCUCUACAAUGCCAACGUGGAGGACGCGGGCAUCUACCGCUGCCAGGCCACCGAUGCGCAGGGACUCACACAGGAGGCCACCGUGGUGCUGGAGAUAUACCAGAAGCUGACGUUCCGCGAGGUGAAGUCGCCGCAGGAGUUCCGCCAGGGCUCGGUGGCCGAGGUGGUGUGUGACGUCACCAGCUCCCCUGUGCCGGUGGUGGCCUGGUUCUACAACAACAUGGAGAUAAUGCCAGAGAACCUCAAGUUCCAGGUCCUGCCCAACAACAACCUGCAGGUCCAGCAGGUGACCAAAGCUGACGAAGGCGUGUACCGCUGCGAGGCUCGUGUGGAGGCCAGGGGUGAGAUCGACUUCAGAGACAUCAUCGUGGUGGUGAACGUGCCUCCAGUGCUGUCUGUGCCCCAGCAGUCCUUCAACGCCACGGCUGACUACCUGGAGUCAGUCACCCUCACCUGUCGCGCCUACGGCUCCCCUGAACCGGAUGUCACCUGGUACAGGAAUGGGAAGGAACUGCAUGAGUCCGAGCAGUACGCCAUCCGGGCCCGCGGCACGAGUCUGACCAUCCGGAACAUCCGGCAGGGCGACGGAGGCCCCUACACGUGCAAGGCCUCCAACAAGGCUGGGGAAGUGGACCGGGAGCUGUUCUUGAAAGUCUUCGUGGCGCCGCACAUCACCAAGCUGCGCAACGUGACCGCGGUGGAGGGCAGCGCCGCCAUGAUCGCCUGCAAGGCCGAGGGCGAGCCGCUGCCCGAGAUCAUCUGGAGGAGAGCCAGCGACGGUCAGACCUUCGCCGACGAGUACGAGAGCAAGCAAACAAGCAAAAAAGACAAAGAUGGGCACGUGGAAGUCCGUGGUCGCCACGGCGAGUCCCUGUUGGUCAUAGUGGGCGUGUCUCUGGCUGACCUAGGGCGCUUCGACUGUGAAGCCAAGAGCAGGAUUGGAGGAAGUCAGAAGAGCAUGUACCUGGACAUAGAGUAUGCCCCAAAGUUCCAGACCAAUCACACAAUAUUUUACUCGUGGGAGGGGAAUCCAGUCAACAUCAGCUGUGACGCCAUGUCCAACCCGCCGGCCACCAUCCUGUGGAGGAGAGAGAAGCUGACCAUUCCCAGCGAGGGCAUCCCCAACAUGCGCGUCUUCAGCGCCCCCGGGAGGUCACUACUGGAGGUCACUCCCAUGUCAGAGAGGGACUUUGGCCGGUACAACUGCACAGCACGCAACAACAUUGAUAUACGCUUCCAGGAAUUCAUCUUGGCCCAGGCUGAUGUGCCCUCCAACCCCUACUCCGUGCGACUGAGCGGAGUGGCCCAGCGCGUUGCCACGGUGACGUUUGUGAAGCCCGACUCUCACGGCGGAGUCCCCAUAGACCAUUACCUGGUCAAGUACAAGGACGCCGGCUCGCAAGACUGGAAGGCCGUCAAGUCACAAGGAACACAGACGCUAGUACUGCUAUCCAACCUUGAGCCCAACACCACAUAUGAAGUGCACGUCGCCGCAGUGAACGGAAAAGGUCAGGGCGAGUUCAGCCGCACAGAGAGCUUUCUGACGUUGCCCAUACGGGAGCCAAGCCCCCCGUCGGUGAACGGCCAGCGAGGGGUGGGCAAGGCCUACAGGCUGGGCCUGAUCAAGCAGGACGACGGGGGCAUGCCCAUCCUGGAGUACAUCGUCAAGUACAAGACAGAUAGAGAGGAGCAGUGGAUGACCAAGCUGGUCCCCGGCGUCAACGACUUUGUGCUGCUGCAGCCUCUCCAGUGGAACACCCAGUACGAGGUGGAGAUCACAGCCCGCAACAUCAAGGGCCUGUCCGAGCCCACCACCAUCCACUUCUCCAUGCCUCAGAAACCCGACAUCACAGCAGACUCCCUGUUCAGCGGCCUGGGCCUGGGCGCGGUGGUGGGGCUGGGCGUGGCCGGCCUGCUGCUGCUGCUGGUGCUGCUGGACGUCAGCUGCUUCCUGCUGCGCCAGCGCGGCCUGCUCCGGUUCAUCACCCACAAGCUCUGCAGCAAGAAGACGGCCACCAGCGGCAAGAGCAAGGAGCUGGAGGAGGGCAAGGCCGCCUACCUGAAGCUACCGCUGAAAGAGGAGAACGGCAAGGAGAUGCUGAAGCCGGACACCAUUGAGAUCAAAGUUCACGGUGACAGCAGCCUGCGUUCCACACAGGAGGACAGCAAAGCAUAAUGGGAGACCCACCAACAACCCCCCUCCCACCCCCCUCUCACCCCAACUUCCCCUGCCCCCCCCCGCCCCUGCCCUCCCGUCCCCACCCCUCCACCAUGCAGGAGAGCUUUCCAGAAAGAACUUGCGCAGCGAGCUACUCUGAGACCAAAACCGAGCGAACCACGCGAGAAUAGUAAACAAACAAACAAACAAACAAAGCAAACAAGCAGACGACGAAAUGGAACGGAAGAGAUAUAUAUACACACACUCACACGCGCUGUCAAACACAUACACACAUACACACAUGCACACACACAUACAAUUUGCACACACACACAACACAGACACACACACACACACAAGGAUGCCUCCCCCCAACACAUCACAUCAACACACGCAUCAGCUUGAGAUGGCUCAUCAGGGCAUUUGCAGAGGUACUGUGUACAUAAAAGAGGAGGAGAGAGCCACACACACGUCUCGUCUUUUGUGACAAAUAUCUUUUGGAGGACGCCUCCCAUUGGGAAAAGUCCCCUGUUGAUCGGUGAUUGGUCCAUUCCUCUCUUUUUCCUCUUUGUUGUUGCGCUCUCCUUCAAGAGAGGGGGAAGCGUGCUAGAAGUCUUGGAUGUUGACUCUUUUUUUUGUCUUUUUCAUUUUUUCUUUUUGCAUUUCAGUUCUGUGUCACUCUGAUAAACAAUUGAUGACCGUGUUGUUGUACACCUCUGCGGAGCUCCCCACGCCUGCUCCCCCCUGAGCAGAAAUAACACAAAAGACUCUAGACGGUGUGUGUGUCGGAGCCCCUCACACACAGAUACCCACUUACUCGCACACUCUUGUGUUCUGUCCAUCCACAUUAGGACAUCAAGAGACGCAGUGCAGCGUAUCAUUGUCAAAAUACUGCCCCGCCAGACACUCAUACUCUGUGUGUGUGUGUGUGUGUGUGUGUUUGUGUGUGUGUGUGGGUGGGUGUGUAUGUGCGUGUGGGUGGUUGUGUGCCGUGAUGUGUGUGGGUGGUUGUGUUUUCAUUUCCUUUUAUUUCCGAUUGAGUUGUGUCAGUUGUGUUCGUUUUUUUUCCAUGUCUCAUCACUUACGCUUUCCUUUAGUACCUUGUGACAGUGACCGCGUCCGCAACACCCAAGAGUGCUUUGCGACUUGCUGAAUGAGAAUGUGUGAAGCUCUUCGCGGUCUGCUUCUGGACAGUCCCCUCUCAUUCCGACUGCGUCUAGUCACAAGUGUGGUGACAUGACAUGACGUAACAUGGCAUGGCUCUGAGAGUUCUCUUAGCGCUGUCUUCUAGUGGGUCUCUUGCAUUGCUUCUGUGUCUCCUGCAGGCUAAUCUAAAAAGGCCUUGGAUCUCAGCGUGCCACUGAUAUGAUGCUUUUUGUUCUCCUAUUGUUGGUCGUAUUAUAUGGGUAUGUGUCAGAAUUUGAUGUUUGGGCACUGGGGGUACCGUAACUCACAGUGGAAAGAGUAUCUCUCUCUCUCUCUGUUUGUUUGUAAUGUGUGGAGAAAAAUAGAGGGUGUAUGUGUGUGUCUGAGUGUGUGUGUGUGUGUGUGUGUGUGUGUGUGUGUGUGUGUGUGUGUGUGUGUGCGUGCGUGUGUGUGUGCACGCGUAUUUGCAUGGCUGGGUUUGGAUGUGUUUACAUUGGGAAUCCCACGUUAAAGACAGAUUAAGAGAGAUAAUAAGACUGAAGUGAUAGAAAAAGAAAUAUAAAGAAAAUAUAAUAAUUAUUCUUCACGCUCAUAUGUAAAUACCCAUAACACAAUUUCUUUAGCUAUGUGAACACAAGUUACCAGCGACUAUCAGUGGCGUCAUCCAAGUUUCUCCUGGUGGAAUGAGUUUGUUUCAGUCAAGAGGUCUGGUCUGUGCCACAAGACUAAAGAGUUUUGUUAUGUUAAAUAAUGUGGUUUUAAUGUGGUAGAGGAAUCACACUUUUGUCACAAUUGAGUAUUUAUUAUUGUGCCCCUGAACGACUUCCCUCAAAAGCUGGGAGUGAUUCAAAUCACUAGCUGGGGAAGUGUAAGUCAUGUUUGUCCUUGUUGGUUGUACAUAGAGUAGGCUGGACAGUAGGCCACAAGGAUGAGCAAAUACUCCCAAAACACAAAAAAAAUGUGGAUCAAAAAACACAAAGGAGCCUUGCUGUUGCUCAGUAAAUAAAUAAAUAAAUAACAUUGAAUUGAAUUUUUCCCCUGAAAAGAGACACCUUCAUGCCGUGUGGGUUCCAUUGGCUUCACAUUCUGGGCACAGGAUGUCAGCCAUCACAGAUGAUUUAACCUAAAGCAUAAUGUGCUUGGCGUCAUAAUUCACAUGCUUUUCUGAUUUUGGUGAGACUACAAUAGGGGUCCAUCUGUCCGAUGCACCUCAACUGACUCCACUCUCCAGAGAAAAAGGAGAUGGAUGCUGUCUCAUGCCUGUCAGAAGAAGUGAGAUGUCACCACAGGCUCCCCUGUACCCAUGAUACUCCUGUUACCCUGUGUCAUUUUCGAAUGUAAAUAAAAGUGUCCUGAUAUAUAAAAA
Sardina pilchardus (European sardine) is the source of this 5123-nucleotide messenger RNA. It is a transcript of the gene ncam2b, whose product is annotated as neural cell adhesion molecule 2. Gene Ontology annotation, cellular component: membrane. The transcript is spliced from 17 exons. NCBI's taxonomy places the organism in Eukaryota, Metazoa, Chordata, Actinopteri, Clupeiformes, Clupeidae. The record is from RefSeq and is a predicted model, not a curated record. Gene Ontology annotation, molecular function: protein binding. Gene Ontology annotation, biological process: cell adhesion. Bases 221 to 2629 code for a protein of 802 amino acids.